This is a messenger RNA of Aureobasidium pullulans EXF-150, 4599 nucleotides long. RefSeq lists its product as uncharacterized. The transcript has 4 exons. Gene Ontology annotation, cellular component: endoplasmic reticulum membrane. The coding region runs from base 1 to 4599 and encodes 1532 amino acids. Gene Ontology annotation, molecular function: zinc ion binding. The record is from RefSeq and is a predicted model, not a curated record. Lineage: Eukaryota; Fungi; Ascomycota; Dothideomycetes; Dothideales; Saccotheciaceae.
AUGUCCACCUCCCGCCGAUCAUCGUCCACGCCGGACAUCAUGAACGACCCGCAGUUCGACCCUACACCAGCCAGUGACAAGUCGCCUGCCGAAGGAGACACUUGCAGGAUCUGUCGCAGCGAGGGCUCAGAUGCAGAGCCGCUGUUUUAUCCCUGCAAGUGCAGUGGCAGUAUCAAGUUCGUCCACCAAGACUGCUUGAUGGAAUGGCUGUCGCACUCGAACAAGAAACACUGCGAGCUCUGCAAGACCCCUUUCCGCUUUACAAAACUCUACGACUCGCACAUGCCACACACUCUGCCGCUGCCCAUCUUCGUAAAAAGAGCCUGUCUACAUACUGCAAACUACCUAUUGACUUGGGCUCGUGCCGUCACCGUCGCUCUCGUCUGGCUCGUUGUGCUUCCUUGGUUUAUUCGUUGGUCAUGGAGGGGCCUUUUCUGGGUCCUGGAUGCUGGCUGGGCAAGAGACCCAUGGUUGGCCAGAAUGUCCCCUGCCGCACAACAAGCCAACGCAUCUACACCUACCGCCGACAGCAUCGACGAGAAAGAGCCUUUCGGUCUGAGUCUGUCCAGAUUCUUACUCGGCGCUCUCUUCUACCCGCUGAAGCCCCUAGGUCCGCCUGGCUCAUACUCGUCCACGAACACAACACUUGAGACGUCAUUCGCUUCUCCUUACUCUAGCCUCUUGUCUGAUGUCAAAGCUGUAAACUCCUUGACUUCUCAUGCCUGGGUCAAUCGCUUUAUUCUCGACAUGCUUGAGGGUGAGAUAAUCACCAUCCUCGUCGUGAUCGCUUUCAUCCUCGUCUUCCUCAUUCGGGAAUGGGUUGUUCAACAGCAACCCAUCAUCAAUGCCGCUGCUCAUAUUCGUGAUGCUGAGCUGCAGCUGGACGCUGCUGAGCGUGCUGCCCGGAAUCUGCAAGACUUUCAAGAUGAAGAACGCCGACCCCAUGUAGACCGUUAUACGCACUUGUUCGAAGAGCCGUCUGAUAGCGAAGCUUCUGGAGACGAAAGUACUCACUUCAUUGGCUGGCACAAGAUGGAGGAAGUGAUGGACACUGCAGGUAUUCCGUAUCGAUUCGGAGGCGAAGACCACGACGACUUCAUGGAAAGAUUUCAAUACGUCGGCGAGCUGCUUCUUGGGCAACUCAAACUUGCCGAGGAUUCUGGUAUCCUCCCUACUGAAAUCGCGGAGAACAUGUGGGCUAUCUUGGACAACCUUAGUCCUACCAGAAGGGACCUUUGGCGCGGCAUCCUGCUCAGAGAAGACAAGCUAGCCUUAUCAGACGACGAGAAUGUUGGCGGACCUGCGGCCACUGAUUCUGAGACGCAGGAGGACAGUGACGACGAGACUCUGCAAGAAUCACAGAGACGACCAAACAUGCCCCCAAGAGAUGCCUCUUCCCACGCACAAAGGGUUCUGCAAUCAAUCGAAGAGCCGUCCAAUAAUCCAGAGAAUACCAGCCGUCUGCUUGACGUCGAGGCCGAUGGUGAUAGUAGUAGAGGAAGCUGGCAAUUUGUGUCUUCUGCUUCUGACGCCGAGUCGCCCUCUACCACACGGACCCCGCUGUCUUCCUCGUCUCAAGCUGGAGAACCUGCGGACGCCCAGGAGACGGCUACCGUCGAUGCAGAUGCGCUUGGACAUUCGACAGCUAGUACUCUUCAAGCAACUCUAAAUCCGGAACAGCAUAAAGGUCCGAUAACUCGAUUGUUCGACUGGUUUUGGGCCGACAUAGUACUCGAUGAUGAGGACAAUGAGCCUUUACCUGGAGUUGCUGAUGAAGAGAUCGCUCGGAAUGAGGCUGUAGAGCCGCCGUUUGUCCAUCUCCACGACGAAGAACACGUCCACGAUCAUGACCACGAUCAUGACCACGACCAUGAAGGUGCUCAGGAUCCUGAAGUACUCCAAGCUGCAGCUGAGGCUGGCCUCGAUGCUGAAGCCAUCGAAGACGCCGAAGAUCUCGAAGGUAUUCUGGAACUGAUUGGUAUGCAAGGGCCUCUUAUCGGACUAGGACAAACAGCCAUGUUUUGCGCCGUCCUCAUCACAACUACACUCUGGACCGCUAUUGGAGUCCCAUACUUGUUUGGCAAGAUCGCAUUACUCUUCCUUGGUGAUCCAAUAACUUCUAUGAUCAUGACACCUCUUCGCUUUGUUUCUGGAUUUGCAGAUGCAGUUGUCGACAUCGCCGUCUACGCUGGCGGUGCUGCUACCUAUUUUGGAUCCGAGAUUUUGACACGACUGCUUUCUAUGUUGUUCGGUAGUGUGUGCCGAAAGUUCAGCCUGAGCUACGUGGAGCCUUUGGCUAAGCGCGCGCACCACGCAGCGAAUGGAGCCUCUGGACGUCUGGUUAACUUACUUGGUGGAGAUGGACCCAUGGAGUUCGGACUGUUGAUGAAGUCUAUUCAAGCAAGACAAUCUCUCCUCAGCAUGAAAGCAGAAGUCGCUCAAGUAAUUGGCUUCUUUGCCAAAUGCCUUUCAGGAGCCUCAUAUCACCUGCAGAAAUCGACGGCUCCAGAGUUGCUCCAGAUCCUCAACGAAAUAGCCGCAAGCUGUUUCCACCAAGCAGCAUCGAGCUAUGCAUGGGUUCGUACUGUUUUGAGAGAGGGAUUCUCGGAAGCAAUAAACGAUGGAACCUUCACCUUCACUGUAAAAAGUGACGACAGCCUUCUGGAUCCUUCUUUGGCCGUGUGGACAUCUGCAGACCGUUGUCUGACCGUCUUGGCUGGAUACGUACUUCUCGCCAUGAUCGGAGCCAUGUAUCUACUUCGCAAAGAAUCGCUUUUCAGCUCCCCCGGUCUUCAAAACGUUGAGAAGAGUUUCGCCGAUCUUUUGAAACAAGCAGGAGGUGUACUAAAGGUCAUCUUGAUCAUCAGCAUCGAGAUGCUCGCGUUCCCGCUCUAUUGCGGUAUGCUCUUGGACUGUGCUCUACUACCACUCUUUGAGAAUGCUUCGAUUGCCUCUCGAUUGGCAUUCGCUGAACGAUCGCCGUGGUUGUUUGUAUUCAUGCACUGGUUCAUUGGCACUUGCUAUAUGUUCCACUUCGCUCUCUUUGUAUCCAUGUGUCGAAGAAUUCUGCGUAGUGGUGUUCUCUACUUUAUCAGGGAUCCUGACGAUCCAACCUUCCACCCCGUUCGGGAUGUCUUGGAACGCAGCGUCACCACUCAACUCCGAAAGAUCGCUUUUAGCGGCCUCGUUUACGGCGGAUUAGUAAUCGUCUGUCUUGGUGGUGCUAUCUGGGGCACUGCUCGAUUCGGAGUUUUCCCUGUCCGAUGGGCGAGGCCUGAAGCGAAUUUAGAAUUUCCUAUUGACUUCUUAGGAUACAAUCUCCUUGCUCCUGUGGUAGCAUCCUACCUAUUCCCUUCGAAAGGAAUGGAGACGUUCUUCGGAACAUGGCUAAAACUUUGCGCACGCUCGCUGCGCCUUUCGCAAUUCCUAUUUGGCGAGCGACGUAAGAUCGAAGAGGGCUACUCGAACGAUGAAUCUUGGAUCACCAGAUUCAACCCUUGGAAAGACCAAGACGCCAUCAUCAACUCCGGGAGCUUCGUCUACGAUGGUAAAUACGUCCGGGCACCUGCGACCGACCAAGUUAGGAUUCCCAGGGGCGAAAGGGUGUUUUUGGAAGUCAGCGACGCCGAUGAACGAAUUGACGGCACAAAUCCCGGCAACGGUAUUCACGGGCGCCAACCUGAUAAUUUCAACAAGGUAUACAUUCCUCCAUGGUUCCGUCUUCGAAUCUUUACAUUCAUCUCAUGCCUAUGGAUGUUUGCUAUUGCUAUGGGCUUUGGAGUCACCGUUGUCCCUAUGAUUUUUGGACGCCUGAUUCUCUCCAUGGCUGUUUCGGAUCGUAUCGCACCUAACGAUCUCUAUGCCUUUGCUGUUGGAAUCACUACUCUGGGAAUCGCUCUUCAAGCUAUUUUCAACGGACGCCAGGGACUCAAGAGUACUCAAGAAAACAUAUCCAAGCAGAAUCUGGCAGCAGUCAGUGCCAUUAUCAAGAAACAGACAUGGCGUCUUAUUCGAAGCGCAUACGUAUAUGGAUUCGCCGUUAUCAUUGUCCCAACUCUCUUCGCGCUCGUGUUGGAGCUUUAUCUUAUCUUGCCUCUCCGAACAUACAUGGGCCCAGCGUCGAUGGUGGCGCCUCACACCUUCAACAUCCUGCAAGACUGGACGCUCGGGUUCAUCUACGGAAGAGUCGUGCUGCGUCUAUUACUACUGUCACGUACCUCUCGACCAGCAGCAGCAUUGCGCAUGAUCACUCGCGACGGAUUUACCAAUCCCAACGUCAAAUUGGCGACUCGCGCUUUUGUCUUACCGACGCUGCUGCUCUUCUCGAUCGUUUUGUUCUGUCCCCCCUUAAUCGCCUCGGUGCUGGACUUGACGGAUAUCGUCUCUGAGAGCAUUCGCACUAAGGUAUACCGGUAUAGCUAUCCGAUAUGCGCAAGUCAGGUGCUUGGCUUGUGGUGCACGUGGGAACUGGCCGAGGGAAUGCGUCGCUGGAGAGGUCGAAUCAAGGAUGAGGUGUACCUCAUUGGAGAGAGACUCCACAACUUCGGAGAGAGAAGGCCACCAGAGGGCAGCAAGAGCGUUGUCCGCAGACAGAGUUAG